CGGAAGCGUCACUUGCUGCUAACCCCGGCUGCUAACUUCAGACCAAGAAAGAACAACUGUCACGGCCAUGUCUGUCUGUGACGACACCCUGCUGUGUAAUUACCCAAAGUGUCGGGCCAAGCUGAGCGGCUUCGCCUGGGUCACUGCCUGCUCGCACGUUUUCUGUGACCAGCACGGGUCCGGUGAGUUCAGCCGCUCCCCCGCCAUUUGUCCGGCCUGCUCCUCUGCGCUGUCCGGGAAGAUGGACAUUGUGCGCUCGGAGCUUUCGCCCUCCGAGGAGUACAAAGCCAUGGUGCUGGCAGGCCUCCGACCCGAAAUAGUUCUGGACAUCAGCGCCCGUGCUCUGGCCUUCUGGAGCUACCAGGUUCACCAGGAGCGGAUGUAUCAAGAGUACAGUCUUUCGCGUUCUGAUGCACAGCUGAAGCAGAUGGAGAAGGUUCUGACUCAGCAGAACCAGAGCAGAGAACUGGAGCUCACUGCCAUGAAGGGGGAGAUCACCUCGUUGAAGAAAGUGAUGGAGGAGUAUAAGAGGAAGUACAGCGAGGUGUCUGAGAGGCUGAUGGAGAGGAACAGGCAGUACCAGAAGCUGCAGGGGCUUUACGACUCACUGAGGCUGCGGAACAUGGUGGUGGGUGUGGGGGACAGGGAAAUGCAGCUGCAGUCUGGACAUCAGGACUUAAACACAGCGAUGGCUCGGUCCAUGACCCCUCAGAAGAGCCCUCAGUACCCCACCAUCGGCCCUGAAGGGGACAGUCGUUUCUUCUCCUUCCUGGAGCACGACGGGCCCAAAACCUUCUUUAAGUUCAGCUCCCCGGCCAGAGAUAAGUGCCGCCCCUUCAUCACCAAACGCUGACUGCAAAUACCUUCAUGUUCUGUCGUUACCUGAGCUAGUUCUGCUCAGAGUUCUGGUGUAGAAACAGUUCAGUUGAAGUUGUUAUUACAGAAUGUUGAAUACAUGUGUUUGUUUAGAGCAGGAACACUGACAAGAGGAUACUAAGUUUCCAGUAAAGCUGUUAACAUUUAUUUAUAAAACACGUUGCAUUAAAAGCCUUUCAAAGGAA
Austrofundulus limnaeus is the source of this 1061-nucleotide messenger RNA. It is a transcript of the gene ccnb1ip1, whose product is annotated as cyclin B1 interacting protein 1. Gene Ontology annotation, molecular function: ubiquitin protein ligase activity. NCBI's taxonomy places the organism in Eukaryota, Metazoa, Chordata, Actinopteri, Cyprinodontiformes, Rivulidae. Gene Ontology annotation, biological process: reciprocal meiotic recombination. The record is from RefSeq and is a predicted model, not a curated record. The coding region runs from base 68 to 853 and encodes 261 amino acids. Gene Ontology annotation, cellular component: synaptonemal complex. The transcript is spliced from 5 exons.